AUGCCGACCGUCACGGCCAUUGCUCUGGAAACCCUCCUGGAGCCGGGUUCCUCUUCCUCCGGCUCCCAGCACAACAGAGGAGGGCACGGCAUCGGCAAUCCUCCUCCAUCACGACCCCACUCGUUGAAGGAGGACCAUAGCCGACUCCGCGGAGCCCGUGGAGGCUCCUCCGCUGCCUCCUCCUCGCUGAAGGAGCACCACCGCCACCAACCCGGGGUUCGCCGCGAGCAGCAGCCCAUCUUCCUCUCCAGGCGGCCGCGGGACGAAUCCGAGGUUUCCGUCGCAGCUGAUCGGAACGAUGACCCCGCGCAGGCUGCUGGAUCUAGGGCAAAGUCCACGGCAAACGGAUAUUACAUCUCCCCCAAGCUCUACGCGACGCCAGAGCCGACGCUGAUUGUUCCCACCGGUGGGAUCUCCUCCUCCUCCCUCACUUCCGUCUCCUCGCCAUCGCCAUAUGUUGUCAAUCACAAGCGCCGGGAUCUGCCUCGCCCGCCGCCUCCCCUUCCUUCAACAAGCAAUGAUAAGGGGGGUGCGUUUCCCCCUAUCCAUCUCGAAGGGUCCGACUCUGCGACGAAAGCUCCUAAUUCCACCAUGGAAGUUACUGUCAGAGAAUUGACGAAUGGAACCCAUGGAGGUCGCUCGGACGAACAGGAGGAUGAGGAAGGCCUGAGGAAGGUGGAGGACGAGAACAAUUCUUCGGAUCUCCGGUCUCAUUCUGGUGGGCUGUCUGAGAAAGAAUGUCCUGACGCGAGCAUAGACGAUGACAUGGAUGAUAAUUUCUUUGAUCCACGGGAGCUGAUGAGCACAGUGAGCAGCAGCGACACAGAAGACGGAGGUAGCGUCCUCCGUAGUGGCUCUGGGAGGUGCCACACUCCGCUCGCCAGUCUCAGCGAGUUCUAUGAUGCCAAUGAAGGUCUUCUUUCUCAUCCUAUUUUCUUCUUUCCUCUGUCUCGUUAUUUGCCUCCCCCAUCAGUUCCACAGCCAAUUGAUGUUCCUUUACCGUGCCCAUGUCUUUCAUUUUCUUCGGCAAAUUGCUUUUUCUUUGAAGAAAUGUUUGUGUAUUUUCCUCAUUCUCUCGUUCUCAUUUACUACCUGCAUACCCGGUCCGAACUAGACAGCUGCCCCCUCUCAUGUACGCCUCCGAUUUGUGUUCAAACAAAGUAUUGAGGUUAUGCGAAGCGCUUGGGAGAUAUCCUCUAGUUCGGAAAUCUUUGGCCCACUUUAGAAAUAUUUUCUAUUCUCCCCGUCGGCAGACUCUAGUUCUUGGCGCAAAUAACCUUCUCUAUUCUCCACGGGUAGAAACGCUUACGUUAUCUGAAUUUCAUAAGCAUUUUAACGCAGACGUAAGGGAUUCUUUAUGGAUUGCAUACUGUUUUGCGUGUGAAUAACUGCAUUCGAAGUUUCUCACUUUGUGGCAGAGUAGGAAAAAAGGUAAUUUUGUUUUGUUUGUGCACUCAGGAGAAAGAUUUUUUCGCCCUUUUUUAUUAGCUCAUCAUGAUUGUAGUCAAGUGUAAGACUAUUCACCACAAAGUCAGUAAGAUUGGACCAAGAUGCCACAGGCGAAGAAGGGCCAUAAGACGCCCAAGGCAUUGGGUACUUUUAGGCAAAAAGUUUAUUGCCUGGGUCACUUGUUUGAUGGAUUUAAGCAUUGACAUAGGUUAAUGCUCACACAUAAAUCUGGCUCAACGGUCUUGUGGGAUGGACUCCAAAACCAGCAUUUCGACUGCAGGGAACUUACCAGCUAUGUAUAUAUAUACAGAUGUCUUACAGAUCAAAAAUUUCAUGGUUGAAAAGCACCAGAUCCCUCUAGAACUCCAACGUUGUAUGUCUGAACAAAAGUAUUAAGGGGGUGGGUGGUUUCCUUUGAUGUUCUUGUACUGCACCGCUUUAAAGGCAUCUUCUGAAAGCAAAAAGAGACCAGUUUUCACCUGGGCACCUCACAUUGUUUCCUAGAUGACUAGUUGGUUGGCUAAGAGUUUCAUUGUCUUGGUCUUCCGCCAUAUUUGGGUAUUGCUCCAUUUGUAUCUUAAAUUAUUGCCAAUGAAUGUUCCUCCUAUCCCGAACUCGACAGCCAUUCUGCCAGGAAUCCUUUAGUGAUAAUGCCCAGUUUUUUCAGUCUAUGUUCCAUCUUUUAUAUUUUCCAUAAAAACGGUUUUCAUGGUUUUCAUCGUUUUGUUGAUUUUGGGAUUCCGGAGCAGAGUAAAAGUCAGAGAAGAAAUCACUGUCUUGGUCAAGUUUCAAAUACGCCUAGCUUAUAUUUUUGUUUCCCACUUUUUAAACUCUUCCUUUUAAAAUUUCUUUGUCAACUUAUUUCAGAAUAGUCAUAGGUAAGGGUCAUCUCGGAGCAGCCCGAGCAGAUAUUUGAUUGAAACUAGGAGGAUCUGCACUGCUAACAAAUUUCAAUGUUCAGCCCUUUUCUUUAGAUAUGUUGUCUGACACUAUUUCUCAUUCUAAAUGAUUACUUUAUCGGUGUUAUGACCAUAGAGUGAGAAAUUUUUGAGCGAUAUCCGAUCUGAAACAGAAGAAAUUCUGCAUUUUGUCAAAUUUUAUACCUUGAAUUGAGUGACCUGUCUACGGCACCAACAAAAUGAAUAAGAAGAUCACGUCCCCUUGUUGCUGCCACCCCCUUUGAAUCUUAUUCCUUUUCCUUGGAAUCCUUUGAAUGAAGGUUUCGUUAUUAAGGCGUCAAAAGGAUUGUGCAAAGAGUUGUCCAUAAUUAGCCGAUUAAUCUUACUUUCACUGAUAAGUGCUUUCACUCAGACGGGCAAUGGUCUAUUAUCAUGUGCAUUCACUGCAGCCAUCAAAGUUGCUUUUUCUGGGGCUCUCUUGCCUGCUAUGCGUUUCAUCAUCUAUGGCUCCCCUUUGUUGCCUUGGAUGCAUUUUCUGCUUUCCUUAUACCUUCAUUAGUUCGAUUUCUAUGGCAGCAACUGUUUGCUUCCCCCCCGACCACUUUACUCUUCUGUUUGCUCUAAUGGGCCAUGCGCAUCUGAAAUUCUUUAGAAACCUUCCGCACCAUUCAAGUUGAUGCUGUGGGGGAAGGACUAUAGGACUUUGUGCUCCUCUUAACUCAUCUCUGCCGAUAUGUUGAUUGAUCUGGUGUUGGUCGUUUGCAGAUUUCUUCUCCGAUGGUUCUGUUUCACGGGCAUCGCCUUCUUUCCGGGCGAGCAUCGAGGCCGAUCUUCGCUCCAUCAGACUCGAUCUAUUCGAGGAGAUGGACAGGAGGAAGAAGGCGGAGGACGCUCUGGAACACCUGCAGAACAUCUUACAGAGGAUGGCCGAGCAACUCUCCCCGGUGAGCGCCGUCACAUUUUCUCUCUCUAGGCCUGGGGGCAAGGACCCCCUCUGGGAUGCGAGCUCGGCCGCCCAGUUCUGCCAAGAGGUGAUCGUCACAAGGAUGGUGUCCGAAGCUCUGGAGAGGGGCUUGGCCGGGGCCGAAGCCGAGGCUGCCGCCGAGGCGGUCAUCGAGGUGAAGAACCAUGAGAUUGCCCGGCUGCGAGAUCGGCUCCAAUAUUACGAGGCCGUCAACCAGGAGAUGUCGCAGAGGAAUCAAGAAGCCAUCGGUAUGAAUUUUGAUCUCCUCGAGUUCAUUCAUAGUUCCCCCCAAGUCUCUUCCAUUUGAAAAGCCUGUUUAAUAUUUUGCUUGCCCAUUUCAUCGCCCCUGGCGGCGCUGCAGAGCUCGCCCGCCGGCAGCGGCAGAGGAGGAAGGUGAGGCGGCGCUGGGUGGUGGGCUGCGUUGGGCUGUCGAUCGCCGUGGGGGCUUCUCUGAUGGCCUUCUCCUACCUGGGCGGGGCGCACGGCGGGCGCCACGAGCCGGCUCCGGUGGCCGCGGCGGAGCUGCCAGCGGAAGCCCGAUCGGCGUAA
Messenger RNA from Spirodela intermedia, 3861 nucleotides. NCBI's taxonomy places the organism in Eukaryota, Viridiplantae, Streptophyta, Magnoliopsida, Alismatales, Araceae. The record is from the annotation of a GenBank genome assembly.